CCAUUUUCCUUCCCCAAUAAAAGGCAUCGCCGCGCAUUUUGCCCAAAAUAUUCUGAAAUCCUCCCCUUCUCUCUGCAAUUCCCUCACCUUUUCACCGUCCGUUUUUACUUCUCAAGAGCAAAGAAAUUGGGUUAGGGUUUUCUGGUGAGCAAGUGAUCCGAUGGCGAACAAGCUCAAGAAUGAGCUCGUAUCCACCGUCCGAUCAAUCGUCGGGUGGGAUCGCUCUGAAAUGGAGGUCGUCAGAGCCCUGCACAUGGCCAAAUACGACGCCACCGCCGCCAUCAACAUAAUCUUGGACUCUCCCCCUCCUUUGAAGCCCAAGGAGGAAAGGCUCGACUCAAAUUCUCCGAAACCAAGUUCUAAUAUGGUAUCGAGUUCUGACAGACGGAUAAAGACAGAGCAAGUGGAGGAUGACGGUGGUAUUGGCGACUACGGUAAAUAUAUUUCCCCUGCUAGAUUUGCUAGUGGCAGUAAAUAUAUUAGCACGUCUCCUCCUGAAAGACUGAUAAAGGCAGAGAAAAUGGAGGAGGAUGAUUGUAGUUUUAUCCGGAAAUCAAUGAAGACUGAGAAAGUGGAGGAUGAUUGUAGUUUUGUUUAUAAAUCGAUUUCUAAACCGAUAAAGGCUGAGAAAGUGGAGGAUGAUUGUAGUUUUGUUUAUAAAUCGAUUUCUAAACCGAUAAAGGCUGAGAAAGUGGAGGAUGAUUGUAGUUUUGUUCAUAAACCGAUUUCUAAACCGAUAAAGACUGAGAAAGUAGAGGAUGAUUGUAGUUUUAUCUGUAAACCGAUGAAGAUUGAGAAAGUGGAGGAUGAUUGUUGCAUUAUUGGUAGCAAUGAGGUUACCAGCAGAACUCGUCCGGUCAAAAUUGCAAGGAAAUCUAGGCUUGGAGGUGAAUGGUGGCUUGUGGAAUGCUGUGAUGUGGCUGGGUUCUCUACUUGUAAAGGGAGGAAGGUGCAAGCUGGUGAUGAAGUUAUUUUCACGUUUCCGUUGAACAGUGCUGCUGGAUUGAGUAAAGCAUCUCUGGCAAACAAGGGUUUUGGGAGGGGGAGGCAGAUGGCAGUGGCUUCUUCAGAGAUUGUGAGGUUCUCAACCAAAGACUCAGGAGAGAUUGGUCGGAUACCUAAUGAAUGGGGUCGAUGUUUGCUGCCCCUUGUGAAGGAUAAUAAAGUUAAGAUUGAGGGAUGGUGUAAGUCUGCUCCUGCUGUGUUGGGUAUCAUGUCUACCAUUCAUUUGUCAAUAAGCGUCUACAUAAAUAGCUCCAUGUUUCAUAAGCAACAUCAGGCCUCACUCAAGGCAGCCAGUGCUGCUACAGAGGAAUUGACUGUUCAUCCUCUCCCUAGUUUGUUUCGGUUGCUUGGCCUGACUCCUUUUAAGAAGGAUGGUUCUGUUCUUCCUGCCUCAUUGUUACCUGUCAACAAGUUGAAGAAGUCUCAAAGUGGAAAUGAGGAUUCCAUCUCAGAUGCUGAUCUCGACAAUAUUGUCGGUGUUGGACACAACUCUGAAUUAGAGGAAAUGGAUCCUCCUAGCACCCUUCAGUGUGAGUUGCGCCCUUAUCAAAAGCAGGCUCUCCACUGGAUGUUCCAGGUGGAGAAGAGACAUUGCAUGGAUGAGGCAGCUCCAACGCUUCACCCUUGUUGGGAGGCAUAUCACCUAGCAGAUGAGAGGGGUCUUGUUGUCUACUUGAAUGCAUUUAGUGGUGAUGCCUCAAUAGAAUUCCCAAGCACACUGCAAUUGGCCAGAGGAGGGAUUCUGGCGGAUGCAAUGGGGCUUGGAAAGACAGUUAUGACAAUAGCUCUUCUACUUACUCAAUCAAAGAGAGGUGGGCUAUCAAAUAGUCAAUCUAUGCAGCAACCUUCCAAUGGAAAUGAAACCAGUGGUGUUUCAGAUCAAUCACCUAGCAUCCUGGAAAGAACAAAAAUUUCAGACCAUGAUAAGAUUUUGAAUCCAAAAAAUGAGCUUGUGAAUGGCGGCAAUCUGAUUAUAUGUCCCAUGACUCUUCUUGGCCAGUGGAAGGACGAGAUAGAAACUCAUGCGCAAUCUGAGUCUUUGUCCUUAUGUGUUCAUUAUGGUCAAGGUAGACUUAAGGAUGCCCAGAAUCUUACUCAGUAUGAUGUUGUAAUCACCACAUAUGGAGUGCUUGCUUCAGAAUUUUCAGCUGAGAAUUCUGAAGGUAAUUCAGGACUUUAUUCGAUUCGGUGGUUGAGGGUUGUUCUUGAUGAGGCACAUACUAUAAAGUCCUCUAGAAGUCAACUUUCCAGGGCUGCUACUGCUUUGGUUGCUGAUCGUCGCUGGUGUCUGACUGGAACUCCUAUCCAGAACAAUCUGGAAGACAUAUACAGUCUUCUCCGGUUUUUAAGGGUAGAACCUUGGGGAAAUUGGGCAUGGUGGUAUAAACUCAUCCAAAAGCCAUUUGAGGGAGGUGAUGAGAGAGGGCUAAGGGUGGUUCAGUCCAUCUUAAAGCCAAUUAUGCUAAGGAGGACGAAGUCUAGCACAGAUCGAGGAGGCAGGCCAAUUCUAGUUCUUCCUCCAGUUGAUACUAAGGUGAUUUACUGUGAGCUUAGUGAAGCUGAAAAAGACUUCUAUGAGGCAUUGUUUAAAAAAUCUAAGGUGAAGUUUGAUAAAUUUGUUGAGCAAGGACGGGUUCUUCAUAAUUAUGCUAAUAUAUUGGAGUUACUUCUCCGUCUUCGUCAAUGUUGUGAUCAUCCGUUUCUUGUAUUGAGUCGAGGUGAUACCCAAGAGUACUCUGAUCUCAAUAAGCUGGCUAGACGAUUCCUUAAGGGCAGGCAGGAUGGCAAUGAAGAGGAAACCAAUGAUGCUCCUUCAAGGGCAUAUGUUCAACAGGUUGUUGAAGGACUGAGCAAGGGGGAACAAGGAGAGUGUCCAAUAUGUCUUGAAGCACUUGAAGAUGCUGUAUUUACACCAUGUGCUCACUGCCUAUGCAGAGAGUGCCUAUUGUCAACUUGGCGAAAUGCAACUUCUGGUUUAUGUCCUGUUUGCAGGAAAACUAUCAGUAAGCAAGAUCUUAUUACAGCUCCAACUGGGAGUCGAUUUCGGGUUGAUAUUCAUAAAAAUUGGGUGGAAUCUUGCAAAGUUACUAUUCUAAUGCAAGAACUUGAAAAACUUCGCUCAUCAGGCUCUAAGAGCAUCCUCUACAGCCAGUGGACUGCGUUUUUGGACCUCUUGCAGAUUCCUCUUUGUCGGAAUAAUAUUCCAUUUCUCCGUCUUGAUGGGACUUUAAGUCAAAAGCAGCGUGAGAGAGUAAUAAAACAGUUUUCAGAAGAUAGCAACAUCCUGGUAUUGUUGAUGUCACUUAAGGCAGGUGGAGUUGGAGUAAAUCUAACAGCAGCUUCCAAUGCUUUUGUCUUGGACCCAUGGUGGAAUCCGGCUGUAGAAGAACAAGCUGUUAUGCGCAUUCAUCGUAUUGGGCAGACUAAAAGCGUGACCAUUAAACGUUUCAUUGUGAAGGGAUCCGUGGAAGAAAGAAUGGAAGCUGUGCAAGCACGUAAACAGAGAAUGAUUGCAGGUGCCUUGACUGAUCAAGAGGUUCGGUCAGCACGUAUAGAGGAGCUGAAAAUGCUUUUCACUUGAAACCAUUGAAGAAGCCCGGUGAACUAAGAUGGUAGGUUGUAGUUCCUGCAUGGUGCUAUUUCUUAUCAUAUAUUCGAAGACCGGGCAGAAUUCAGCACUCAAAAGAACAAAUUGUGCUAGUAUAUAGCGGUAGAGGGCAUCUAUGAUUUCCAGUGUAUAUUUUUUUUACCAGAGUAGGGAGGGGAUUUGGACUCAGGUCAUGUACUUGAGCAUGCACCCAUCAAACCACUUGGGUCAGAAGCUUGGGUGCAGAUUUUCAGGGUAUAUAAUCUAAUUCUAAUCUUUUGUGUUAUUUUCUAUCAUUUCUUAGGAAUUAAGUUUUUCUGUUAGA
Molecule: messenger RNA, 3917 nt
Organism: Rubroshorea leprosula
Lineage: Eukaryota; Viridiplantae; Streptophyta; Magnoliopsida; Malvales; Dipterocarpaceae
Source: the annotation of a GenBank genome assembly